This is a messenger RNA of Loa loa (African eye worm), 279 nucleotides long. Its product is annotated as collagen. The record is from RefSeq and is a predicted model, not a curated record. The transcript is spliced from 2 exons. Bases 1 to 279 code for a protein of 92 amino acids. Lineage: Eukaryota; Metazoa; Nematoda; Chromadorea; Rhabditida; Onchocercidae.
AUGCAUCUUAUCAGUCCUUUUUUAUUGGUUAUAUGCGCUGUUUUCAUGAUCCAAGCUUGUCCAUCGCAAACAGGACCGAGAGGACCAGACGGAGUGGAUGGGAAGGACGGGGAGAUGGGACCGCCAGGACCCGUGGGGCCUCGAGGAGAGACAGGACCGAUUGGAAGACAAGGAGAUCCAGGACCGAAAGGUAGGCCUGGAGUACAAGGACCGAUGGGGCCACCUGGUAAACAGGGAGAGCAAGGUGCAGUAGGACCAGAAGGAAAACCAAAGGGAUAG